AGAUGUCGUAGGGCACUGCCGCCCUCGCCCCACCUGUCGACGGUGGACUUCGAGGCGAGUGGGAAGUGGAGGAAAGGGGUUCCCAGAAGGGCGGCAGUCAGAUCUUGAGUCGGCGGCCCCAUUGUGAAGCUUCUGAACUCACUUGUGGUGGAAUCUGCAAAUCUCUGCCGGCAGGAGACGAGAACGCGAAGGGGUGGAUGGCCCCGUCCUUUUCCCCUUGCAAGAGUUCCACAUUCUUAGGGUCUCCCUGCUUCUCCACCCGCGCCAGUUUGCAUCCGCGGGUGUCGGGGUGGGGAGCUUAGUGAUUUGGGUCGAGCCUAAAUGCUGAGUGUGUAUGCCUGUGACUGGUGCACAGGUAAAACCGGGGCUGGGAACUUUUUAAUCAUUUCAGGAAGAGGAAGAAUAAGGCGGCGGCAUUUUUAUAGCGUGCUUGCUGCUCCUAGCCCAGAGAACAAUUCUUGCACAACAUUUGUGACGUUACUGGGCUCUUCAUUUGACAUUGUUUUUCUGAGAUGAGCCACCCUACAAUUAGAGUUGUUAGUUGCUCUCUCUGUGUGUCUGUGUGUAUUAAACUUGGUAGAGCAUGUUAGACGUUAGGAAAAUAGAAACGACCUCCUCCCAAGGUUUGUUUUUUCAGUCAUUUCAAAAUACAGUAUUAGUUUUCACUGAAGAAACUUUUGGUACUUUAUUAAUGCAAGAGCACGAUUUACACAUUGUGCUUAAUGAAUGUCUCACAGAUUUCUUAGUGUUUUCAUUAUGUAACGAUACACUGCAAAACUCAAAAAUAAUAAUAACCAGGAUGGAAUACAAGGAUCAUGAACCCAGAGGUCUCUUGACGUGAUCAGAACGGUGCAUAAAAAAAAUGUGCUUUUGUCAGCUUUCUAGAUUAUUUAUUUUCAAGUGAGAAUAUUUAGUAGUAACUUCCAGGAUAUAAGAUACAGGGUAUUUAUGGACCUUACAUAAUGGUCUGUGGAUUUGUUUACUUUCUAAGUAUAAUUUUGCAUACUUUGGAGAGCUAUGCACACAUUAAACCUUAAAAGUGGGAAUAAUUCAAUUUCAUACACAGGUUUAAUUUCUUUCUUUUUUUUUUGGGGGGGGGGUGGUUUAUUGCCCAGGGAAGGGGAGUCUUUUCCUCUUUUUCUGCAGAGAGAACUCUGAUUUUUUUCAUCAGCCUAUCAAAAUAAGUUCCUGGUUUUAAGCUUUCACCUGGAAGGCUAGCCUGUUUCACAGUUUAUGGCCGUCCCAUUUCAGCUAUGCUUCCUAAGAGGCAAAUUUCUUGCAAAGAUUUCAUGUAGACCUGCAAGUCAAUCAUAUUUGUAGUGAAAUUGAAUUUUUUCCCCUAAAAGAAGAAGGGUGACAUCACAUGAUAAUAAGAAAACAUGAGUUAUCUAGCUUUAAUCUCUGAAAGCAAAAAGAGAAAGAAAAAUGAAGGUUGCACUGUAAAAGCUGUUAAACACUGAUAUUGAAAGAGAAACACAUUUUUGUCUUACUGAACUAAUUAGGUGUUGUCCUACCUUGGUGAGGUUAAUGAUUGGUUUGUAAGGUCAGGAUGGUUUCAGAAAUCACACCCUUGGUAACCACUGUUAAAAGAUUUACUGAUAAUUUCAUUUUUACAAGUUGCCAAUGAUGAGGUUAUUUAAAAGUAAUUCUACGUAAGCAUGUAGGUACAGCUCAGCAUUUUGUUUUCCUGGUGAGUGUUGUACUUUGGCAGUUAAACCCUUUUAUUUCUGCUCAGUGUUCUGUAAUUUGAGAGAUGUUUUGGUUUUUGCCUUUUUUACUUGUUUUUAAGAAUCAUCUUUGGGACUGGUGGGCUCAAAGUAUUUUCAUUGGUCUGAAUGACUCUUUUAAAAUUGCUGUUUUCUCCGCCCCCCCCCCAUGCUUUCUCAUUAUUAAUCUUUCCUCAAAUAGUCACCCUUACUUUGUAUUUUGAGAGUCAGAAUUAGAACCCAGGACUUUCUGCUCUACCUCUUUCCUUUGCCUGAAAUUUAUUUUUCUUUUCAUAAUAAAAUCUUUGGCCAUUAGUGGAACUUAUUUGCCAAAAUUCACAGUGGAACCCUGCCCUUCAUAUUUACAACCUUAUGAUUUGGAAACUUACAGGUUUUGCUACAUUUUUCUUACUGCUGUUAUGUUGUGGAUCUAUGCUGAAUCCUGGCAUGUAUGGCUUUUUUGGGAUGACCACUCAUCUCCUGGUUCCCUGUGCCAUUCAAGUUUACCAUUAUAUAUUCAAUUAAUGCAUUUGUCUUCCCUUCUAGCCUGGUGUAUUUGUCCCAGUUCCUGUACAAUGCUGGGACAUGAUAAGACUCAAAAAGUACUGGGUUGAAUGAAUGAAUGAGUAAACUAAUAAUUGUAUGGGAUGACAUCAUGCAAGCAGAAGGGUUUUCUUUUAUUCUCUCCCCCUUCCUCUCUCUGUUAAUCCAUUGUCUUUCCAUUGUAACAUAUUCAUAUUGAUCAAGGUAACAAUAUAAUAGAAGGCCUUGGACACUUUUGAGGGCUAAAGAGGAUGCUAUAAAUCACUGGGCCAGGACACUACUAUGAACUGAGACACAUGGUCACACUGCUUUUGAAGGACAUUGUUCUUUAUUUACCUGUGAUGAUAUCUAUCACCUUACCUGAGAAACUUGACACACUUGCUAGCUAAUGUUUGCAAACUUUUCUAUUUGUAGAAGCUUCAUUUGCAGUUAAAUGUUGGGUGUCUUCUGCUUAGUCACCCAUGACUCCUUAUCCAGAGGCCUGUGGGCAACUGUUGGCUAUGCUUAAUUUUUCUUGUUUUUAUUGCUUACAGGAUAAUGUCACAGGACUUUCUCUGUGUUUUAGCUACUUAAUAGCUGGAAGGAUUACAUAUUCUGGUCUUUGCUCUGUUUACUUCCGUUUUUCUCUGUAGCAUCUAGUCCAUCUUGUAAGAAUUUCAUGGGCAUUUUUUUCCUUCUUGUGUGAGGAGAUCCUUUGAUAUCUUGCCAAGUCUUCAUUUUCAAAACAUUGGCCAGACUCAAUUGUCAGUGUUAGGGAUUUACAGAUUUUUAAAGUAUUCUAAAAAUGUUAUUUGGAAGGUUUAUAUUUAGGGGCAUUCCUAUGACAGUCUUAACUGUUUCUAGUGGAAGAUGGAGGUAAAGCCCUUUCUAGAAUUUUUUUAACUAGAUUUCUUUAUAGCUAAUCUAUUCACAAGGUAUAUUCCUAUACUACUUUCUAACCUAAUUCUUUUUAUGUUUUAAUUUUCCCUCUUUGCCCCAUCUUCAUUCUCCUCCUCCUUUUAGCAUCUGCGCACAGAUAGCAGAUAGUAGUUAACCAUAAAACAAUAAGCAGAGUCACAAAUGAGUAAGAAAUGAGGAGUAGAAUGGAGCUACUGCCAUUUGCUCCUCGGUUUUGCCUGUGUUGCUCCCUUGGACUCUGUGUUUGUAUUCUAUUUCUGUCUUGGCACUGGCAUAAUAGGGAUAAUCAGUUACUACACUUUGUUUACUAUGAAAUUACCGACCAUUUCCUAGACUUCCACAUCAGCCCCAGUGCAGGAGUUGGAUAAUUACUUUAAGGCUCCUCUGUUUUCAAAUCCAGAGUGAAGGUUUAGGUUGUAUUUUCUUUUGGGGUUGAAAAUAAGUUGGAAAUGUCUUUUCCCAAUGCAUUUACGAAUUUGAAAUGCAGGCUCUAUUACCAGAUACAUGAUGUAAAUUAUAGGAAAGUGUGAAGGUGAUUUUAAACUUUUAAAUUCAUCCUAUAUUUAGAGUUGAAACAGAUUCACAUUUUUCUAAUGUUUGGCUUCUAUAGUUUUAGUCAGAAUUUCUAAAAGUCCAUGAAAUCUUUUCACUUUGUGAUAGGUGUAGCACUGAAAAAAUAAGUGGAAAUACCUGCCUGUAUUUGGCAUUUAUCCAGAUAUAGUAUUAGUUGAUGCACUUUUUCAUGCCUUAUAAUUUAUGAUUUUAAAAAAUCUUAUAAACUCUUAGAGAGUUCAUGACUUAAAACGAUUUUGUAUAUGACUCUUCACUAGGUGCCUUAGAAUCCUAACAUUUUUCAAGUUGGAAGUAACCCUAAAGCUAUAGGUAAAACCAUCUCCCUUCGACCAGUUCACAAAUGAGCAGUAAAGCUUUUAAAUAAAGUACCUCCCCACAUAUUUAAAAUAGCAUUCCAUUUUAUAGAAGUUGACUGAUUAUUAAUACUCAUUUUGCAGGAACAUAAUUGUAUAAAAGGCUACCACUUGGGCUUACUGCUUGAUGGAUUUACACAGCAGUCGGUGUCUUUGGAGUCAGAUUGAUUGGUGUUCAGAUCCUGCUCUGACUCUCAAGUAUUCCAACUUGACUGAAUAUUUUAAAAUGGAGAUAAUAUUUUCCUCAUGGAGUAGAGCUGUUGACAUUAAAUGAUAUAAAUUGCAUAUAGUUUUUGGCCUAUAGAUGGUGGUCAAAAUAGUUUAUUAUUUCCAUUCCCCAUGAAAGUUCAUCCAUAUAAAUUAAUUGAACUUUAUAACAUCAGUUAUAUAAUAAUGUUAGUUAUUUGGGGGGAGUUCCUUGGAGGUAAUUAUACAAAUAAAAACGUAUUCUUAGAUAACAAUUUUUCUUACAUUACACUCCACUUUGUGUUAAAAUCAGAGGCUUCAUUGGUAAGUAGAACCAAAUAUUAAUUAUCUUGAUUUGUUUACCCAGUUUGAAAAUAGAUUGUGGCAAAAGAAAUGAAAGAGUGUGCCUGAUAACUAAAUCUGAAGAAGUUUCAAAGACUGAUAAACAUGUUAGUUUCUCAGAAUGCCAGAUCGCGGUGCAUUGGCUCCUUUCAGUUUCUGAAGCUGAAGAAGAAAUAAUUUCAGUUCAACAGUUAUUCAUUUCCUUUGAAUAAGAUUCUUAUGCAGUGGCUCAUAUGUGCCUCCUUCCCUCCCAGCCCCCAGGUUGAACACAACAACAGAAAACCUAACAACCACAGCAACAGUACAGGUGGAAAGGACUUUGGGGAGUUUUCUUGGUCUCAAGAAAUUAGCCCAAUUAACUGGGAAGUAUCUGGAGUAGAGCAGAAAAAUUAUUAUGCCUGUAUUCCUUUGCGACUCAUUGGAAAUUGUGCAGUGACAUCUUCUGGGAUUUAGUCUGGAGUGUGCAGACUGGUGCCUAAAAUGGAAGUAGAUGUUAAUGGCGAGUCCAGAAGUCCCCUGACCACCCUGCCCUUGCCCGUGGCCGAGGCGAGCUCCCCGGGGAAGGCAGAGGCGGAGAAGCCCCGCUGCUCCAGUACGCCGUGUUCACCCAUGCGCCGGACUGUGUCGGGCUACCAGAUCCUCCACAUGGACUCUAACUAUUUGGUUGGCUUCACCACUGGUGAGGAACUCCUGAAGUUAGCCCAGAAGUGCACGGGAGGUGAGGAGGGUAAGGGAGAAGCCAUGCCUUCCUUGCGCUCCAAACAGCUGGAUGCAGGACUCGCCCGUUCCUCUCGCUUAUAUAAAACAAGAAGUAGGUACUACCAGCCAUAUGAGAUCCCAGCUGUCAAUGGCAGGAGACGAAGGCGGAUGCCCAGCUCAGGAGACAAGUGCACUAAGUCUUUACCUUAUGAACCUUACAAGGCUCUCCAUGGGCCUCUGCCUCUUUGUCUUCUUAAAGGUAAAAGGGCUCACUCCAAAUCUCUGGACUACCUCAAUCUAGAUAAAAUGAACAUCAAGGAGCCAGCUGACACAGAAGUGCUACAGUACCAGCUUCAACACCUAACCCUCAGAGGGGACCGUGUGUUUGCUAGGAAUAACACAUGAGUGACUUACAGAGCGUGUAAACCAGUUUAGGUCAGCCUGCCCUUGGGUAGAAAAAUCCACUGUUGUACUCUGUACAGGACUCUUCACACUGUAGAUGGUUAUUUCAGCUAAAUGUUCCUGGAACAUAAAAAUCGUUGGGAUCAAAUUUUGAAUACAGGAAUGAAUCACAGGUACUUGGGGGAAAAUCAUUCUAGAGCACGCAUCUGCAAAGAAAAGAGAAUGUUGACCACUAGUUUGUAUAGCUUUUUAGCUAGGAAACAAGGUUUUGGUACCGUAAUGUCAUCUUUCGAUUCUGACACUCAAAUUGGGAAUGUUAUCUGCUUGGUUGUUGCUGACUUGGUAUGAUACAUUAGAAAUUUAUAUCUUAAGUACUCAAGUACUUCUUUAAUCUCUGUAUUUUACUAUAAAAUGUAUGUAAUGAUUUGUUUUAUGGAAUUUAGAACUUGAACAUUGCUGAAUUGGACCACUUUUUAUUUUUAAAUAUUGAGUUUAAAUAUUUUAUAACUGGUUUUGCACUGAAAAAAAUUAACAUUUCAGAUUGACAAGAGAGUAAUCGUUCUUCACUUGCCUCAAUAGUAUUAUUGAGCAAUGAAUUUUUUAUUUCCGCAUGGAAAGUUAUUGAUCUCUAUGGCUGUAAAAUAUUUCUUUAUAGCGUUAUUAAAGUGUGUCUUAAUAAAAU
Molecule: messenger RNA, 6383 nt
Organism: Talpa occidentalis (Iberian mole)
Lineage: Eukaryota; Metazoa; Chordata; Mammalia; Eulipotyphla; Talpidae
Gene: MACIR
Product: macrophage immunometabolism regulator
Exons: 3
Coding region: 5081-5704 (207 amino acids)
Biological process (GO): negative regulation of cytokine production involved in inflammatory response; negative regulation of fibroblast migration
Source: RefSeq, a predicted model, not a curated record